Eublepharis macularius is the source of this 2949-nucleotide messenger RNA. It is a transcript of the gene RAD23A, whose product is annotated as RAD23 homolog A, nucleotide excision repair protein. Gene Ontology annotation, cellular component: cytosol; nucleoplasm. Gene Ontology annotation, biological process: nucleotide-excision repair; proteasome-mediated ubiquitin-dependent protein catabolic process. The record is from RefSeq and is a predicted model, not a curated record. NCBI's taxonomy places the organism in Eukaryota, Metazoa, Chordata, Lepidosauria, Squamata, Eublepharidae. The transcript is spliced from 9 exons. The coding region runs from base 122 to 1216 and encodes 364 amino acids. Gene Ontology annotation, molecular function: damaged DNA binding; proteasome binding; polyubiquitin modification-dependent protein binding.
AGUGGUUCGGAGGAGGGAUUAAAAUGGCGGCGGCGUGAAGUUGCAUGUUGUUGUGGGGACCCCCCCGCCGAGUCCGUUGGGAGGAACCGCCAGUCGCCCCCCGCCCGCCCUCAGGCCCGCCAUGGCGGUGACCGUCACCUUGAAGACGCUGCAGCAGCAGACCUUCAAGAUCCGCAUGGAGCCCAACGAGACGGUACGAGUUCUUAAAGAGAAGAUUGAGGCCGAGAAGGGCAAAGAUGCUUUCCCGGUGUCAGGCCAGAAGCUAAUCUAUGCUGGCAAGAUUCUGAGUGACGAUGUCCCCAUCAAGGAGUACAAGAUCGAUGAGAAGAACUUUGUGGUGGUAAUGGUCACCAAGAAUAAAACUGGCUCAGGAGCUCCCGCUGCCUCCCCCAGUGAUGCAGCGCCCACUUCAGAGUCCACACCGUCCUCUGGGCCGACACUGCUGCCCGCUGCGGCUACAGCUGCACCCCCCUCAGCAGCUCUGUUAAGUGAGGAACCUCCCCCUGAAGAGUCUGUGACCGUUUCCCCUCUGGAAUCCACCACUGGCUCUGUUCCCUCUUCAGGUAGCAUGGGACGUGAAGAUGACGCAGCCUCCACCUUAGUUACUGGCUCAGAAUACGAGACGAUGCUGACGGAAAUCAUGUCAAUGGGCUAUGAGCGAGAACGGGUGGUGGCAGCGCUCCGAGCCAGCUACAACAACCCACACCGGGCGGUGGAAUACCUGUUAACGGGGAUCCCAGGCAACCCAGAACCUGAGAGCGCCCCCCUCCAGGAGAGCCAGCCCCAAGAGCAGUCAGCCCCCGAAGGAGAGAAUCCUCUGGAGUUUCUGCGAGACCAGCCCCAGUUCCAGAACAUGCGGCAGGUGAUCCAGCAGAAUCCAGCUCUCCUCCCGGCUCUGCUCCAGCAGCUGGGCCAAGAGAACCCUCAGCUGCUGCAGCAAAUCAGCCAGCACCAAGAACAGUUCAUCCAGAUGCUCAACGAACCCUUGGGCGAAAUGGCUGAUGUCGCAGAUGUUGAAGGAGAGAUGGGUGCCAUCGGGGAAGAAGCUCCUCAGAUGAAUUACAUCCAAGUCACGCCUCAGGAAAAAGAAGCCAUAGAAAGGUUAAAGGCCCUCGGCUUCCCCGAGAGCUUGGUGAUCCAAGCCUACUUUGCCUGCGAGAAGAACGAGAACCUGGCCGCCAACUUCCUGCUGAGUCAGAACUUUGAUGAUGAGUGAUAAAGGAAAAGAGUUUUAUAUAAAAAAAUUCUCUAUAUAAAUAUUCAUUUAUUUAACGGGGCUAUGUGUUGGGCAAAGGGGCAGUGGCAGUGUGAGUUUAGAAUGCCCCAGGCCGAACGGCUGGCUGGAGGGAAAUACUCUGUCUUGGAAAACUGGGCAAUUGGGGGGGGGGAAGCAGAACAGCCAGGACCCCCCUCUCAUCCUCCCUAAAAUAACAGCCACGUUUGAUCCCCCCCCCCAAAAAGCCUUUGGACUGGCAAGCUGAGGCUGUUCAGGGAAAGGGCAACCCAGCAGAUGGGUUCCAUUGGACUUUCUCCCAGCAGAGCCAGCAGCAUGUGUGCAAACAGAUUGCUCUCUUGUUUGCAAAUCCUACCCAUCCCCACCUCCUCAGCCAGUGCACAUAUGUCUGCACCCGUCCGCUGCUUCUAACAAGAGGCUGAUGCUCUUCUUCUGUUUCCACCUGCUGGCCUUUGAACCAAGCCCCCCUUUGUCCCUCCAAGAAGAACUGCUGUGUGCUAGGUUGGUAGCUGGCUUUGGAUUUUGUGGAUAGUUUGUUUGCAUGGGAAAGGCUGUGGAAGAAAGAGUGUGCAAAGUUGCACUUUCCACCCCGGUCAUACCCUCUGCUAAGCUGCCGCCCCCUUUUGUACCCACAGCCGCCCCCCCCCAACACUAUUCUAAAUUCAUUCUGGAAGAAGUGGAAAUCAGGGCUGGGGAACAAAAUUACCCUUAGGACCAGCAAGUUUGAGAUACUGGGUUCCUUUUGCAACAUCCCUGACCUUUGGCCAGCUGUUCUGCAGAACACCCGUGGUUGGAUUGACCUGCCUUGACUUCCAGAGGUUGCCUGAGCAGAAUUAACACUCAGGUCCCCUGUUGCCCUGCGCAGUUGAACCUCUCAGCUUUUUAGAUUCAGGUCUUGGAACUUGUAAAACAUAAUACCGAAAGAAGGAAUAGAUUUUUUUUUUUUUUUUACAAAACCCCUCAGCUGGUGAAUCUCUCAGAGUGGCUCUCUUUGGGGUAAAAUGCCCUGUGAAAUGAAACCCUGUUUUAAAAAUUAUUUCUGUGUUGUGGCAGUUUUAAGGAAACUAAUAUUUUGUAGUAUUAAUCUGAUUUACCUGUUGUUGGGAGGAUUCUUGUAUUUCAAGGAUCUGUUUGUUCUUAAAACCUGGUGGUUGUUGGGGUACAAAAUCUCUGUGUUGCGACACUUGGGAAGGAGAUUAUUCUUUCAUUUUUUGGAAAAAAAGAAUUAUUUUCACAAACUUCUCUUUUUAGAAAAACGUGUAGCAAGAAAAUUCCUGUUUUAAUGUACAUUUUUGAAGCUUGAGUUUGGAUUAGCAAGAACAUAUCCUGAUCAACCCCCUAAAGGAGCUGAUCUGAUGUUUGGCCUUUCCAGUUUCUGAGAUCCAGUGACACUGGUUUUUACUACUAAAUGGGCAAGUACAAAACUGGCAGAGACGUUCUUGGUUUCGGUCACUCUCCACCUUUAUGUGGAGAUGAUGGUCAAAGAUAUUUGUAGUUUGAACUUUAAUAAAACUCUCCAUUAUCACCUGUUAAACCUUUUAAAAAAACAUGCAAUCGCCUGCUGCCGCUCUCUUUUCACCCCCCACCCCACCCCACCCAUGCCAGUCCUGUCUGGGAGUCCCUCUGUUUCCUCAGCCUAUGUCCACCACAAAGAGAUCCAGAGUAUUGCCUCUAUGCCUCAAAAAUAAAUUUUGAAGCCAUAAGUUUCUGCUGAA